Adineta ricciae is the source of this 2886-nucleotide messenger RNA. Lineage: Eukaryota; Metazoa; Rotifera; Eurotatoria; Adinetida; Adinetidae. The record is from the annotation of a GenBank genome assembly.
AUGAAGUAUGAAUCGAAGGAAGAUAUUCAUGACUUCAAAGUAGCACUUAGCGAUCAUUUUAUUGUCGGCGCUUCGAAUCUUCGAAAAACUUAUAUCUUCUACACAAUAUCCAAAACAACUCAUAACUCUUCAUGCAUCGUUCAUAAUCCACACGUUGAUCUGAAUAUCUAUGGCCUGCGGAUCUUAAAAAUGAAGAAAAAGAAUGUCGUCUCUUUUGUUCAACUGGCCGAAAAUAAAAAGACGAAAUCUGCUGUUCUCUCUCGUAUCUCCAUGAAUUUGACAGCAUGCGACAGCGCCCGACAAUCGCAGCCUGUCUUUCAUCAUACGACGGUUUGGCACGAUGAUCAUCAAGAGCAUAUGUUUCUCAAAGUUGAUCCACAAGAAAAAUACGCGUAUAUAUUUGCCGAUUCGUUUAUACUCUCAUACGAUUUGUUUACCGAUCGAAUCAAUCAAAUCAACAGAACUAAUUGGAUUAUUUUCGGCAACGACUACGGAUCGUUUACUCCCUAUGCAUUCGAUCUGAAGAACGAUUGGGCUGCAGUAGCCGGAUUUCAUACAACUCAAAAUAAUUCUCGAAGUAAACAGUGUCUCUAUCUAUUCGAAUUACAGCCAUUACGUGUCAUUAAUGUCAGUUCUAUCGGUACGAAUGACAUUCAAGGGCCGGAAAGGAUUAGAGACAAUCAAGAUUAUGAUAUGUCACUUUCGAUUAAUCCAUCGGGAACGACAUUAGCUAUUGGCGAAGUGCAAUCAAAUAAAGUAACAGUCGCGUAUAUGGAUGGAAAUAAAACGUCACGAUUUGUUGCGAAGUUUCAUGAAAUUACGGAACCGGAAACGUGGAGUGGUUUUGGCCGGUCAGCGAUUUGGCUGAAUGACGAUGAAACGCUUGCGAUACUUGUGCUCAAAGCAACGAGUCAUAACACAUCACAGUCGGAGAUACAAGUCUACAGGAACGUCGUUCGUAGUCGAGCUCGUGGUGCAAUUAUACCGAGUUUUAUCAUUCCGAAUAUCCAACAGACAUUGGAUGGAAUACAUCGAUCAAAAUCUUGGCGUAAACAUUCUUUCCGCCGUAUUCGAACUCGUUCGAAAAAUUUAUUGAUUUUACUAAGAAAUGGUGACAUAGUCUAUAUUCCAUCCGCUGAAGUUGGCUUUUGUUCGCGGAAACUCGAAGCAGUCGAUUCUCAAAGUCUGUAUGUUCUGCAACCAAUGCCAUGCGUAAGUGGAUCUUACAAAAAUACAUCAGGUCCUGGUCCGUGUACGGUUUGUCCACCGGGCACGAAAAAUUCCGGCGACCGUCCGUCGAUCCAAUGUCAGCCAUGUAAUUCGACGGCAUUUUGCCCAUUGGGUGCCAGCGACGAGGUGAAUUUAACUGAGUUUAGUUCUUAUAUUCAAACAUACAGUUAUCCGGAUACGCCUACUAUCGAUGAUUACGAUGAUCUCUUAUUACUGAACUUUUUUCCUACUAAUAUGAAAAUCAGCUGUUUGGUUUUUACGCCGUUGUUCUGGACUGUAGUAGCAACAGUAUUGUGUUUGAUCGUGUGGUCUGUUAUGUUUUUUAUUAAACGACGACGUCUAACCUCGAUUGAUACUUAUCGUCAACGAGCGAAGGCCGUUUUGAAACACAAUGAUCUGAUCGGAGAAGGAGAACGAUGGAUCGGUGGUCUUGCAUCGGUCGUUAUUUUUACCAUCAUCAUCUACUGUUCUAUAUUUGCUUUCUUCUACUUCAUUUCGUAUCCCAUCGAAACAACAGACGCAGUAAACAAGAAAUGUGAUAGCAGUCAACGCAAUUCGAAAUUCGAUAACGCACUUCAACUACCCUUGCCCGGAACAGAUGGGACCUAUUGGAAAAUAUUCGAUAUGCUCAACAAACAACCGUUUGCUAUGACGAUACAUCUAAUAAAUACACGAGUUCAAUGCAAAGAUAUUAGUGUCGAACGUAACCGACACACAGGCACUCCCUUAUCGAUAGUCGAAACGAAUUGUACGUUGUCACCGAACAAUGUGAGCGGGUCGUUUAGUUUUGACCUACCUACUCACAAGGCGAACGUUCGAGUUGGUAUAAGUGGACCUUACUUCAUCGGCGCAGUUCGUCUUUGUCUGUAUGGAAAAUCGGGUGCCGAAACGGAAGAGUCAGUUUUGCAUCAAUUACACGAACUUGAUGUAUGUACUCUUUUCUAUGCAGAUAAUCAAACUAUCGGAUUGUCGACUAGUUUUAUCGUACGCUUGAUCAAGGUCAUCAACGUAACAAAGCCGUUGAGACGCGAUGAUAAGACAUACUACGAUGGUAUAUGGACUCCAUUUAUAACAUAUGCUGACAUUCUCUCAGAUGAAUCAUAUUUUGCAGAAAAAGGAGAAUAUUUACGAUAUGAUUCGAAAGAAACAACGAUUCAUAUUCAAUUUACUGAAGAAAUCUAUUUUGUUCAAAAUAAUCAAUCACCGAUUAUUCGUCGAGGAGCAUUAUUCUUUCGCACAGUUCUCUUCAGCUUUUCGUUGAUAGAAAUCUUCGCAAUGACUUUCCUUCUUUAUAAACUCUGGUUCCAUCCUGUUCGUCGACGUCUUCUCACAUCUCAUCAUGAUCUAGAUAAUAAUCCUCUUCAGACAAGUCAAGCACAGAUAUCGCUCAAUUUGGAGUCACCAUCACCCAAUCUGCGAACACCACUCACACUUAAAAAAGCCAAUACUCGAUUUCGUGAAAAAUGGCGUCGAAAUCAAAAGACGAAAGCAUACAAGAACGCUCAAAAACGUCAACAAAUCAAUGAUGGUGUGAACAUCCCAAUGGAGUCACAGAUCGAUACAUAUUCGGAUAAACAUUUCACUUCGGCACCUUCGGUGACUACCACGAUUGAUGUUUCAUCCAACAACUCACUUUCUAAACAUUCACAUCAAUAG